Spodoptera littoralis (African cotton leafworm) is the source of this 828-nucleotide messenger RNA. NCBI's taxonomy places the organism in Eukaryota, Metazoa, Arthropoda, Insecta, Lepidoptera, Noctuidae. The record is from the annotation of a GenBank genome assembly.
GCUUGACAGUUGACAUGUGACAUUUAUAUUUAUUUGAUCAGCUGAAAAUUGCGCGCGUUAUCGGUUGAAACAGAAAUAUUGUUAGAUUUUAGAUAAAUCACAAGUGGUUGUUGAUCUCAACAUGGUACCAAGUGCCAGAACAGCGCGUUUAGUCAGGGAAGUGAAGAACUUUGAAACAAAACCUCCAUGGGGAAUAGUUUGCCAUCCAAGAGAGGAAGAUAUCUAUGAUGUCUUGAAUUUCUCUUUACAAGGACCUAAAGGAUCGCCGUAUGAGAAUGGAUCGUUUAAACUAACUGUUACUAUCCCACAGAAGUAUCCCUUCGAGCCUCCACUCGUCAAAUUUACUACACCGGUGUAUCAUCCGAACAUUGAUAAAGGUGGUAGAAUAUGUAUGGACAUGCUGAAAAUGCCUCCUAAAGGGGCCUGGCUGCCUACAAUCACACUGGAAACCCUGCUGGUCUCACUGCAGACCUUACUGGCCAAUCCCAACCCUGAUGACCCUCUUAUGAUGGAUGUUGCCAACGAGUAUAAAUACAACAUAGAGAAAUAUAUAGAAAAUGCUAAGAAACACACAGAAAAAUAUGCUAAAGGCUAAAAUUAAUUAACUAAACUUUAUUGUUUGUUGCAAGAAAAAUUUCAUGACUAUUUUUCAUUUGUCUAAAUGUUUGUUUUAUAAAUUCUGUUCGCAAAAAAUUGUGACAAAUCCAAGCUGUCGGGAGCAUCAGUUUUCUUAAUAUUUAAGAAUUUUUAUAUUGAUUUUCCUAACACUUAGCAAAGCUAAGAUGAAUAAUUGUCAUUACAAAUAUUUGUUGCUUACCUUCGUUUCGU